Phascolarctos cinereus (koala) is the source of this 1752-nucleotide messenger RNA. Lineage: Eukaryota; Metazoa; Chordata; Mammalia; Diprotodontia; Phascolarctidae. The record is from RefSeq and is a predicted model, not a curated record.
GGACAGAGAAAGGAGGGCAAAUCAUUUUUUUUUCUCCCUUUUUAAAGCAAUUAAACUACCCUGCAGGUUAGAAGUAUGAACAAAUUUUUCUACUAGACAAACUCUAAUUUCCAUUUAUCAGAAAAGAGUUUAUAAAGUCUUUAUUUUAAAUUGUGGUCAUUAAAACUUCAAAAAAGCCAAAAUGAUAUCAGAUCAUAGAUUUGGACAGAUCAUUAUCCCUAAGCAUCCCAUCGAUGCAGUAAAAAUGCCAUUGAGGAAAAUGGACUACCCUCACUACUGUCAUCUCCUAAAAAGAAUGAAAAUGCCCUUUGUGAGAGGAAACGAGGACAGACAUUUCUAUGGCAGUUUUGAAGACAAAGACAGCCUUGCUUUCCUGAAAUUUCACCCUUAUCCUUCUCCUGUCCAGCCAGACUAUCAUUUAUACCAUCCUUAUCCCCCACCUCCUGGGAAAGAUUAUGCUUUAUUUCCACAUCGAGAUGAUGUGCCAUUGGGUGAUCCUUGUUCAGGGUUUAUGAGUCCUGGAGGUGAUGCUGAUUUGCUGCCUGGAGUUGGCAAAACUAUCCCAAACUUAGUAAGUUACUCUGAUGUGAAACCUCAACAACGAAUCCCUUUAACAGACCAAGAAUUGCAGACAGAAGUUAAGAAGCAAACAAUAUUAUUAGAAGAACUAAAUGAGGACCCAAGGUGGAAUUCCAGGAAAGUAUCUGAUGCUGCCAUCAGAGCGAGACUUGGAGGUUGGACAAGUCCAGUGAAAGUUAUUCCUGAUAAAUCUAAAAUGCAAGGCAAUUUAACCGCAUUACGGUUUUCAUUUGACGAUUCAAAAUGUAAGAGUGAAGAAGGCAGAGCUCCAGCAUGGGUGAGUGAGGAACAGAAAGUAAUGGAAUCAUUCUACAAGUCCAGUACACAAAAAGCAUAUGAAGCAGUUCCACUGGAUCAGAUGUAUCCACCAAAGCUUGACCCACCACUAACAACGUUUGAAAAGAAGGCUGAUCCAGUUUCACAGUGUUUUACACUGAAAAGAUAUGAAUGGGUGCCAUCAAUAAGUCAGUUUGUCGGAGGCCUCUGGGACAGAUUUCAAACAAGAUCCUUCACAUCACCACAAAGACCAAUUAAUUAUGUGAGCCCAAGUACUCGAACCCAAUAUAUUCCUCUUUACACUGGUUAUGUUGAAUCAUCAAACCCGGAUGACAGAGAUGAUCCUGAUGGUGACCUUAAAUCUUUGGGCAAGCCUCGGACCUCAAGGAUACUUUAUACACCUACAAGCCGCACUGCAAAUAUUCCAGGAUAUAUUGGCAAGGUUCAUUUCAUAGCCACCCACCCAGCAAAUUCUGAUAUUCCACCAACAACCCCAGCCACAAGUUCAGCAGUUCGGCGUACUGUGCUCAGCCAUGGUUGUUACAUGGAGGACAUGGGCAGGACUGAGCAUGCCCAAAAAAGACCGACAACAAUGGGGAAAGAACUGGAGAUCAUCCUAUAUGAAGAUUGGUUGAAGGAGCUGGAGAUCUUUUGCCUGAAAAGCAAAGAAAGUUGCAGAGAAGCAAAUUUCAGAACCUUAUGGGAAAGUAAGGAGGUGCCUAAUUAUCGUCACAUGGGACCUUUAUCAAAAAUGGUUACUCUGGUGGACCCAUACAACUCUUUCAAUGGGAUGGUAAAGCAAACGGUUAAGUCAUUUAAGAAUCCUGCUCUAUAAGUGGUUAAAUGCCUCAGUAAGUGUAUGCUCUGUACCAAUAAAAAGUUACAGAAAAAAUUGCA